AUGAGGUUAGAAGAGAUGCCACUGAGAAUGACAACAGAGGACCGGGAGCGGGAUUUCGAGAUGGAUGACGAGACCGACUAUCUCAUCCAGCCGGACGAUAAUUUUCGCCCGAUUAUUAAACGGAACCGCCGGUUGAACGCCUGUGGACAUUUUAUCAAGUGUCUUUUUUGUGGUAACGUUAUCAGAACGUCCAAGGAAGACAUUCCUUUGAUAACAAAACCACGAAAUGCCGGAUCGUGGGCAAGAUGCUGUACAUGGAUGUGGAGAAGAUGUCGGCGGGAACGAGAGUACAAGUCAAGGACAAUCCACCUCGGAAUGCCUAUGACGGAGAAAUUUCCUACAAAUGUAUUAUUCCAACAAUUCAAAUUCUUCUUAAACCUGUACUUUCUAAUAAUGGCAAGCUCGCAGUUCAUCCCAGAAAUAAGAAUCGGUUAUCUGUACACCUACUGGGGGCCACUGUGCUUUGUCUUAUCAGUAACAAUCUGCCGAGAGGCAGUGGACGACUACCGUCGCUACAAAAGAGACAAAGAGAUAAACAACCAGAAGUACCAGCGCCUGCUCCGAGGCACAGACCAGCCGGAACUGGUGCCGAGCUCCAAGCUGAAGGUCGGGGACAUGAUAGUAGUUGAGAAAGGCCAGAGAGUACCAGCAGACUUGGUGCUGCUUCGAACCACGGAGAAGUCCGGAGCUUGUUUCGUGAGAACAGACCAACUGGACGGAGAGACCGACUGGAAGUUGCGGCUGGCGGUGCCUCAGACCCAGAAGCUGGACCAUGACGGCCAAUUGUUCGACAUCAAAGCCAGCCUUUAUGUGGAGAAACCUCAGAAGGACAUCCACGGGUUCAUCGGGACGUUCACCCGCGAGGACGAAGGCACUAAUGAAGAGAGUCUCGGGGUGGACAACACCCUCUGGGCCAACACAGCUGUAGCUUCCGGCUCAGCUCUAGGAAUUGUUGUCUACACUGGACAGGAGACCCGGUCGCUGAUGAAUCAUUCGGCGCCCAGGUCCAAGAUCGGGCUGCUGGACAGAGAAAUCAACCAGCUGACCAAGGUCCUCUUUUGCGCGGUGAUUGGUCUUGCUUUGGUGAUGAUGUGCCUCAAGGGAUUCGGUGGGCCUUGGUACUGCUACAUGUUCCGGUUUGUCCUGCUCUUCUCUUAUAUUAUCCCCAUCAGCUUGCGCAUCAACCUAGACAUGGGGAAGACUUUCUAUGCCUGGACUAUCCAGCGGGAUAAAGAGAUUGCCGGGACUGUGGUGAGGACCACGACUAUUCCUGAAGAACUAGGAAGGAUUUCUUAUUUGCUGAGUGACAAGACUGGAACUUUGACGCAGAACAAAAUGGUUUUUAAGAAACUACACCUGGGAACUGCUUCCUAUGGUCAGGAGACUUUUGAUGAGAUCACUAGUGUGCUAAAGAAUUAUUAUCCGGUGGGUGGAGAAAAUUCACCCUCCAAGACGACCUUGAAUCGCGGGAAGGUUAGGAGGAGUGAGAGCACUAGGAUUUAUGAAGCUGUUCAUGCGCUAGCGCUUUGUCAUAAUGUUACGCCGGUUUAUGAUGAUGUUAAUAAACAGCUGGACACCGUGAGCGUAGAAACAACAGAAACAGAAACCGGUUCAAUCCAAAGCCAAACCGAGUCCGACCGUCAUUACUACCCUGAACAGCAGCGUAACUACCAAGCCUCAAGCCCGGACGAAGUAGCCCUAGUCCGCUGGACGGAAGACAUCGGCCUGACCCUAUUCAGCCGCGACCGGACCUCAAUGCAGUUAAAAGCGAUCAACGGCCAAAUCCUCUCCUUCACAAUCCUGCAAGUUUUUCCCUUCACCUCCGAAACAAAGCGCAUGGGAAUAAUCGUAAAAGACCUAUCAACCUCCGAAAUAAUGUUCUACCUAAAAGGCGCAGACGUAGUGAUGUCCGGAAUAGUCCAGUACAACGACUGGAUGGACGAAGAGUGCGGAAACAUGGCUCGAGAGGGACUCAGAACUCUAGUCUUCGCCAAGAAGCACCUGACCGAGGACCAGUACCUAGAUUUCGAAACUCGCUAUAACGCAGCUAGAUGCGCCAUGAAUGACAGACCAACCCGGGUGGCAGCAGUGAUAGAGUCUCUAGAGCGUGAGAUGGAGCUGAUAUGUGUUACUGGAGUGGAAGACCGGCUCCAGGAGCGAGUCCGCCCGACUCUGGAACUCCUCCGCAAUGCUGGGAUCAAAAUCUGGAUGCUUACUGGAGAUAAACUUGAAACCGCGACUUGCAUCGCUAAAUCUUCCAGGCUGGUGUCCAGAAAUCAAAGCUUGCACGUGUUUAAGUCUGUGGUUUCAAGGACUGAUGCUCAUCUUGAGCUGAACACCUUCCGCAAGAAGCAGGACUGCGCUCUAGUGAUUGGUGGAGAUUCCCUUGAAGUCUGUCUCCAAUAUUACCAGCAAGAAUUCAUGGAACUGGCUUGUGGGUCUCCAGCUGUCGUCUGCUGUCGCUGUUCUCCAACCCAAAAAGCAGAUGUGGUGAAACUAAUCCAGAGCCACACUCAGAAAAGAACUGCCGCGGUUGGAGACGGAGGGAAUGAUGUGUCAAUGAUCCAGGCUGCUGAUGCAGGAAUUGGGAUUGAAGGUUUAGAAGGAAGGCAAGCUUCUCUAGCAGCGGAUUUUUCUAUUUCACAAUUCAGCCACUUGUCGAAUCUUCUAAUAGUCCAUGGAAGAAGAAGCUACAAGCGCUCUGCAGCGCUGAGCCAGUUUGUAAUCCACCGGGGGUUAAUUAUUUCCACAAUGCAAGCUGUUUUUUCGGCUGUGUUCUACCUCUCCAGUGUCGCCCUCUAUCAGGGGUUCCUGAUAGUAGGCUACGCAACGCUCUUCACCAUGUUCCCUGUGUUCUCAUUGGUGCUUGAUAAAGACGUGAGUAGAGAGGUCGCUAUUAGGUUCCCGGAACUGUACAAGGAACUGAGCAAAGGACGAAGUUUGUCCUACAAGACUUUCUUUAUGUGGGUCUUGAUUAGUAUUUAUCAGGGAGGUGUUAUUAUGUAUGGAGCUUUGGUUAUGUUUGAGGACGAGUUCAUUCAUAUUGUCGCGAUUAGUUUUUCUGCGUUAGUGCUAACGGAACUUAUUAUGGUGGCGCUGACCAUCAGAACUUGGCAUCAUAUUAUGGUUCUAGCGGAGUUUUUGUCACUGGCGCUUUAUUUAUUGAGCUUGUUUGUUCUCAAGGACUUUGAUAGUGAUUUUAUUACUACUACGGAUUUUUUGUGGAAGGUUUUGGUUAUCACCCUGGUUUCUUGCUUGCCGCUUUAUAUUUUGAAGUUCUUGAGGAAGAAAUUCUCGCCGCCUAGUUAUUCUAAGUUGUCGUGA
Messenger RNA from Cotesia congregata, 3324 nucleotides. Lineage: Eukaryota; Metazoa; Arthropoda; Insecta; Hymenoptera; Braconidae. The record is from the annotation of a GenBank genome assembly.